GCAGGAGGCCCUGCUGGACUGGGUAAGGCCCGCCCAGAAGACUGAUAGCUUGGCAACAAAGAAGCUAAUUAGCUGCUUUUCAGGCCCGAAACAUUAUAUCCAAGGACCUCAACAAGCCAGGCCCAGAGACGAUUGAGGAUUUGUACAAUGGCGCAGUAUUUUCGGACCUGCUCGUGAUCCUAGACGACGAAUACAAGCCCGAUGAGCUCCAAGAGAACUUGGCCCUUGCCAGCAAAGAUCUGCCCAUCGAAGGUCGCCAGAGGAACAUGCACAUAAUACGGAAAGCACUCCGGAGUUUUGUCAAGAGGCAGCUUGAGGUUGUAGAAGUCCUGCUCGACGAUGUAGAUUUCCAAUCUUUGGAUAGGAACCCCACCAACCAUGGUAUAUGCCAAAUCUUGUCCAUAUUCUUGGUCGUCAGUGUGAACCUUCCCGACAAGUUCGUCUCUCAGGAGAUCCUCCAGGAUAUGCAAAAGACUUCGGAGGACAAGGCCAGAUUGGCAGCUCUUAUGCAGGUCAUGAACCAGUCUCAGAAUAGGAUCAAGCAGGGCGAUCAUGCGGAAUCAACUGAGCCCUCUCAAGCCGCUGGCUCUGCUCCCGCCCAUGUGGCUGGUUUCGAUGAACUUGCAUUGGAGGCAGAGUUGGCCAAACUUCACCGCGAGAUCGAGUCUCUCAAGAAGCGCAACGCCGAUCUGGUUACGGUGCACGAGCGUUUGCAAGAAAGCCACCAGGAAUUGUUGGAUCGCCACGAAAGAGUUACCGAGAACCGGGACAAGCUUCAGGAGAUGCUAGAGUCUGGCGCGUACGGAGACGGGGCGGAGAAGAAGAAGCAGCUCCAAGAGCAGAACAGGCUCAUUGAUAACCUGGAAAUGCAAUUGGAUGAUGCUCGUCGGGCAAAGGAGGAGCUCGAAAGAGUAAAGGUACGACUUGAAGCCGAAUUGAGCAAGCUCGUACCGCUGGCGCAGGAGUACCAGGAUCUGAAGCAAGAGAAUGAAGACCUCACCAAGAGGGCCAACGCUGCCGAGCACCUGAAGCAGAAACUCGAGAAACUUAGGGGGCUCGAGAACGAGGUCAAGAAAUUGCGUGAGGAGAGGAGCGAAUUCUUUGAAGGCCAGGAACAACUCAUGAGCUUCCAGAAGCAGGUCAUGGCGCUAUCGGCGGAGCGCGACCAACAGUCUAGGAAUAUGCAAGCGUAUGAAAUCCAGGUAUCCGAGUUCAACGCCCAGAAGAUGGCCUGGAACAUGGAGUAUCAGAAGCUGCAGAGACAUUUAGAGUCUCUGGAGACCAAGUCCAAAGACGAUGAGGAAAUGGUCAAGGACCUGCAAGAAAAGGUCAUGCUUCUGGACCCUUCAGCCGUAAUCGAUGCACCACAUUCGGCACGAACGCAGAGUCGGUCGCUCGAGGACGAACUAGAGGGGACAACGAAUGAGUCACACACAUUGAAAGAUCUCGAGAUCUCGCGGCUGCAAACCGAGAACGCACUUCUCAAAAGCAGUAUUGGUACAGAUGGCGAGAAGGGUAUGCUCUUUCAGCAGAUCGAGAGGGAGCAGGACGCCCGUAAAGCGUUACAAGAGAGAUAUAACACCCUCUUUGAGAAAUACACCAUCGACAAGGCUACAAUAGAUGCGCUUACCAACAAGCAUGAUGAUGAGGCGCUUUCUAAUCUCCGGAAGCAAGCACAACGCGAGGAGGAUCGUGCUAAAGAACUUGCGCGCCAGCUCGAGGCCACACAAACGGAACUCAAGGACAAGGAGCGAGGUUUGACAGAAGCACAAGGUGACUUGCGAGCCGUUCAAGAUGGUAACGAUGCUCUUGCGGAACUCAAAGGCACUGAUGGCAUGGUGGCUGUUUCUCUCCGCGCUGAACUGGACUCACUGCGCAAGAAGCUCGACCUCUUGAAACUGGACUUUGAUUCACGCCAAGAACAGCUAGUCUCCGCUCUCCUUGACAAGGAACAGCUUCGCAAAGAGAUAGAGGCUGCCAACGCAGAACUCCAGAAGGCAGCAGAAGGCGGCCAUGCAGUGAAUCCAGAUGUCACCAAGACGAUCGAGAAGAUCGAGAAGCUUCGAGUCAAGUACAAGCAGAAGAGCGAACAAUGCGACAAGGCAGAAGCGGCCAAGCGCGAACUCGAGAAGAUGCUGAAGGCCUUGAAGGCGGGAUCCUCCGAAGGAGAGCAGGACAAGACGAAGGACCAGAUAAUCAAAAACCUCCAGCGUGAAAACGCAAUGAUCUCUACAGCAUGGUAUGAUUUGACUAGUCGUCUGCAGAGCAACCAUGUGGUUCUGCAAAGGAGGAACGAUGCGCCAAAGAGUUGGCUCAACAAGCAAAGACAGCUUGUGAAUGCUACACCGAGGAGAUAGGAGCUCCAGGCGUAACAAGCUUUCCCGCUUAUAUAUCUCACGAUCUACCGUUAUGUCCAUAAACUUCGGUUUUGAAUCACGGCUCUUGACCUUUGGGUUAAACCCUAUACAUGCAUAGAGAGGGGUGGAUGUUUCUUAGCAAACACUGCAUUAGCGGCGCGUUCCUCGAUUUUCUUUAUUCGUUGCCAUGGAGCGAGCAUUGUUUAUAUACCCUUCCUACCUUUUACUUCUUAUACAUCGUCAUGCAGCCAAGAUUGGCGGUGGGAUGUUUGUCGUGUUUACUAGAGGCAAGGAUUUUUUUUUUAUCGUCGAGGCUCGAGAUUACUUCGGAGUAGGCAUUGUAGAUACACCUAUAUAGCCUCACAGCCUUGAGGAGAAGCCAGGAAUGAAACUCAUGUAUCACAUC
Messenger RNA from Truncatella angustata, 2763 nucleotides. RefSeq lists its product as uncharacterized. The transcript has 2 exons. Lineage: Eukaryota; Fungi; Ascomycota; Sordariomycetes; Amphisphaeriales; Sporocadaceae. The record is from RefSeq and is a predicted model, not a curated record. Bases 267 to 2357 code for a protein of 696 amino acids.